CCACGAACUAUAUCCACGACAGUUGCCUUCAGACAAUGUUAUAAGAUUCACCGGACACGAAAAGAAAACAGAUUCAAUGGUGCGUUCAGGUGUAUGUGUACCUCAACUAGUUGGAACUGCGGUUCAUGAUCAGUCACACCUUUGGCCAUGUCUGCCCUGCUUUGAGCAUGCCAUCCAAUGCUGCCAUGAAAGAAACGAUACGCGUAAUCUCCCCGCAUCCUGUUUCCAUUUUCAGAAACAGACGAUCAUUGAGGCGAAGAACGUGGAAGCUUCUCACACCCCGCGGUUUGUGGUGUUUCGGCAGUCAACCUCAGAGGAGAGCUCUGCCUAUCAAUUGCAAGUCUCCUUGGACGCCAUUCGUCCAUUACACUGCGAUCUGCCAGCUGAGUUUCAGCACAAGAGCGCUCACUCAGCCCGUCAAACCAUGACAGGCAUCUCGAAACUGCUCCUCGCCGGAACAUAACCAUCACAGUGUGGAGUGUCGCAGCCAGCCGCCGACCCUCUAAACGCGGUUCUGUUGGUACUGAAAAGCCUGGCUAUUGAUCGGUGCCCUCCAUCAAUCCUACCCUACGUAUGGGCUUUCGGGAAGAACGAGGUGGAUGGCAGCUCGACCUCCAUCAUCAGAAGCCGGUCUUCUGGUCGACAAAUCGUGCAGAAUCGUAGAGGUACUCUAAGAUCAUGAACGG
This is a messenger RNA of Neurospora tetraspora, 686 nucleotides long. RefSeq lists its product as uncharacterized. The transcript has a single exon. The record is from RefSeq and is a predicted model, not a curated record. Lineage: Eukaryota; Fungi; Ascomycota; Sordariomycetes; Sordariales; Sordariaceae. The coding region runs from base 77 to 463 and encodes 128 amino acids.